Helianthus annuus (common sunflower) is the source of this 787-nucleotide messenger RNA. RefSeq lists its product as uncharacterized. The record is from RefSeq and is a predicted model, not a curated record. Lineage: Eukaryota; Viridiplantae; Streptophyta; Magnoliopsida; Asterales; Asteraceae. The transcript is spliced from 3 exons. The coding region runs from base 57 to 629 and encodes 190 amino acids.
AAAGUGUCUCAAUAGAAACAACUUAAAGUUGGUUGAUUUGCUGCAAGAGAUCGAAAAUGAAGGGCAAAGUGGUCGCGAUGAGUGCGAUUGUGGCGGUGCUUGGAAUAAUAUCGGCGGUUGCAGGUUUUGUCGCAGAGGCUACCAAAGUUAAGUUAUCAGAGGUUCGUAUCGAGCAAUUUUCGUGUGUUUACCCAAGUAGCCCAGCACUUGGCCUUGGUAUAUUGGCCGCGAUAUUUGCCCUCAUAACUAGAAUCGUUUUACUCGUAUUAGUCGGUUGUUGUUGUUGUUGUCGUCCUCGUGGUUCCACUUCAACCCCGGUUUCCACUGUCUUCAAUAUCUUGUCAUGGAUAGCCUCAGUUAUAGCGUUGAUUCUAUUGUUUGGGGGUGCGGCGCUAAAUAAUCGAGAGGGUGGGCAGAUAGAUUCUUAUGGUAGAAUUGCAUGUUAUGUUGUAAAACCUGGGAUCUUGGCAGCCGGGGCUGUGCUUUCACUUUUAAGUGCAAUUUUCGGGAUUGUGGCUUAUGUUUCGGCAUCUUCGGCUAAGCAAAUGAGACCACAACUUGAGUUCGCGCUUCCGGCUUCCACCAAUGUUGAUCUGGAGAAAAACGUUCCCUUGCCUCCUCAACAGUAAUAUAAUAUAUUGAAAGCACACUCUCGUGGCAUUCAUCCUAAGCUUGUUUCGCGUUUGAGUAAUCUAUUUCGGUUAUUUGUUAAUAUUGGUAAUGGUACUGAUUAUUGCAAUACACUGUUUGGACCUUCAUUAUUGAACCUUUACUUUUCUUUGAUUAA